AUGGAGAAUUUCGCACCAACCAUGCCCCACUUCCUACCUCAACUUCUUUCACAACACCGCGCAACAUCAUCUGCUCACAGCAGAUCAGAAACCAAAGCAUCGACUCUUCUGUCUGUCUGGGAUGCAAAAGCUAAAACCUUGACUAUCGCAAAGGACCUAGUACCUCAAAGCGAACCAAGAAAUGUGCGAUGCGGACCACAGUUCGCUUUGUAUUACUCUGUCAAAGAAAGAUAUAAAACAUUGAAUUGAUAAAGGUAUCGUAACACUCAACUUGACCUCGCCGGCCAAUUCUACCACAAGCUGACAACACAAACAAAUUACCGGUAACCCUAAUAGCAUCUAUACGAAGCACAGGAACACAAGCUCGGAAACUUGUCAACCAUUCUUACGGCUCCAGCCCCUCCAUCCGCUUCCACACUAUAGAGAACUUCCUUACUCAAAACUCCCUUAUUCCACUCCCUUUUAAAUUCGUCCUUCGUCUCAUGACUUACCUGCUUCCACCAAGGAACAAAACAUGGCAUAUCCGUCCUCCAUUUCGCAUCCUCAGGACACCUACCUCCUUUAGUAAUAUCCAUGCACUUUACCUGAACGCACAUUUGCAAAUAGUAGUGUAUGUAGACCACCAAUGCAUCGUAUUCAGAUUCAGGUGUAUCUUUGAGAAUAGCGCUGGCAUAGGGAGUGGACCUCGUAAAGGAGAUAAGGACGCCAAUAGCACGCAUGAGUUCAUCGGGACGCAUGAGAUUGAUUUGUGCAUAGGCCAUUUCCCACUUCAUGAAAAUGUUUUGUCCGACGAGGUCUUUGAGAUUCGAUGAAGCGAUAGGGCUAGAAGCACCUGCUUGUGCCUCUGCCUCUGCCAGUGCCUUUUCGGAUGCCUCCGUCAAUGCUUUAUUGAACACGUCUACAUUAAAGUGUAUGAAUGCCCUUUUUAUGAUUUUCGCAGUGUCCUCAAUCGACUUCUCGUUAACACCAUUAGCACCUUCAUCCUCAGUCAAUACACUACACUCUUGUGGAAACAUUUGUAUAAAAGCAUUUUUCAAUUGUUCCGCAGUGGCAGCUAGAAGACCCUCUUUCACGCGGUUUACCAAAAUGGCCGCUUCAUCCGCGUCUCUAAUUUUCUCUCGUUUUUCGGCCCUCUUUUUCUUAUCAAGUCCGCCUUUUCCCUCGCCAUUGACGUACACAGCGGUAUAAUCAAAUUCUGACGAACACGAAUCAGAGAUCUCAUCAUCAUCUUCCUCUUCAGCACCGGAGAUAUCAAGGAAAAUGGAGCUUAUUUCCUCAUCAUCCUCAACGGUGGCGGGCUUUGUGUCUUUAUUGAUAUGAUUUCUGUGGGAGCAGGGGAAGCUACAAGCGCAAAUCUUCGACUUCAAAAACUCGUCAUAGUUGGACCGAAUCAAUGCUUGUUGAAACAUCGCAUCUUCAUCAUUGAAGUCCUGGGGUGUUGGUAUUUCUGCGGUGUUUCUCGAGAGCGAUCCACCUCGCAUGUGUGUGGAGCCUUGAUUGGUGCUGCCCGGGAGUGAUCCAGCCUGGGAAAUUGUGGAGUCUUGAUUGGUGAGAAGUUCUGCUGCUGAUGUAGAAGCUUCAGGAAUCUUAUCUCUUAUGUCCUCCAUAGUCACAACUUCAUCUUCGUUUGCCGGGGGUAUACGAACUUCACGAUCGUUCUCGAGUAGUAAAGCAGCAUCAGAUGUAAUAUCCAUUCUUAAUUGUGCUUCUUUAGCCUUGUUAAAUGAAGUUUCUGUCUCGUCAUUCAAGCACUCCAAGCGCUCAAAACUAGUUUCAAGCGUUUCCUUCAACAUCUGCAAGUCCUCUUC
Molecule: messenger RNA, 1808 nt
Organism: Sclerotinia trifoliorum
Lineage: Eukaryota; Fungi; Ascomycota; Leotiomycetes; Helotiales; Sclerotiniaceae
Source: the annotation of a GenBank genome assembly